GCCGCGCCGCGCCGCGCCCGGGACAUGCGGCCGCCCCCGCCGCCGAGGAGGCGAUGAGGCUCCGCAGCGGCACGGCGCUCACGCUGCUGCUCGGCUGCCUCUGCGCCCUGCUCUCGCUCUCCUGGUACGGCGCCUUCGGUGGGCACAAAGGUGACGUUGUGGAUAUCUAUCAGCGGGAGUUCCUGGCGCUCAGAGACCGCCUGCACGCCGCUGAGCAGGAGAGCCUCAAGCGCUCGAAGGAGCUCAACCUGGUCCUGGAGGAGAUCAAGAGAGCCAUCUCCGAGAAGCAGGCCCUGCGGGAUAUAAACCGGACCUGGAGCAGCUUAUCUGACGAAACCAAGUUAAAAUUGUGGAAUAUCACCAACAAGAAUGUGCUGCACCUUCCCACCAUCUUCCAUCAUUUGCCACAUUUGCUGUCAAAGGAGAACAGUCUGCAGCCAGCCGUGCAUGUAGGACAGGGGCGCACUGGAGUGUCCGUCGUGAUGGGAAUCCCCAGCGUGAAGCGGGAGGUGCAUUCCUACCUUACAGAUACCCUCAACUCCCUCAUCUCAGAGCUCACGCAGCAGGAGAAGGAGGACUCCGUCAUCGUCGUCCUCAUCGCUGAGACAGAUGCCCAGUACACAACUGGAGUGGCAGAAAAUAUCAAAAACUUAUUCCCAAGGGAAAUCCACUCAGGUCUCCUGGAGGUAAUUUCCCCGUCUCCGCAUUUCUACCCCGAUUUCUCCCACCUGCGGGAAUCCUUUGGGGACCCCAAAGAAAGAGUCAGGUGGAGGACUAAGCAGAACCUGGACUACUGCUUUCUGAUGAUGUACGCCCAGUCCAAAGGCAUUUACUACGUGCAGCUGGAGGAUGAUAUCGUGGCCAAACCAAACUAUCUGAGUACAAUGAAGAACUUUGCCCUUCAGCAGCCGUCUGAGGAGUGGAUGAUCCUGGAGUUUUCUCAGCUCGGGUUUAUUGGAAAGAUGUUCAAGUCGCUGGAUCUCAGCUUGAUUGUGGAGUUCAUCCUGAUGUUCUAUAAGGACAAGCCCAUUGACUGGCUUCUGGAUCACAUCCUUUGGGUGAAAGUCUGCAACCCUGAGAAAGACGCAAAGCACUGCGACAGGCAGAAGGCAAACCUGAGGAUCCGGUUCAAACCCUCGCUCUUCCAGCAUGUGGGAACCCACUCCUCCUUGGCUGGGAAGAUACAGAAGCUGAAAGACAAAGACUUUGGAAAGCAGGCGCUGCGGAAAGAGCAUGUCAACCCUCCUGCAGAGGUGAGCACCAGCCUGAAAACCUACCAGCACUUCACCCUGGAGAAGGCUUACCUGCGAGAGGACUUCUUCUGGGCCUUCACUCCCACUGCAGGAGAUUUCAUCAGAUUCAGAUUCUUCAAACCACUCCGUGUCGAAAGGUUCUUCUUCCGCAGCGGGAACAUCGAGCACCCAGAAGAUAAACUCUUCAACACAACUGUGGAGGUUUUGCCGUUUGACAGCCUCCAGUCAGAUAAGGAAGCCUUGCAGGAGGGACGAGGCACUGCCUUCAAAUACCGCAGGACGUCAGAUGGCUACAUACAGAUAGGCUCCUUCUCCAAGGGCGUUGCGGAGGGAGAAGUUGACCCCUCGUUUGGGCCCUUGGAGGCCAUCAGGCUGGCCAUCCAGACGGACUCCCCGGUGUGGAUCAUCCUGAGCGAGAUUUUUAUCAAAAAAGCGGAGUGAAAGGGCCAUGACGAAGAGUGGACCCGUGUAGCUCCCUGGUCCUUCUCCUGCCCCUGCCCUUGUCCUGCUCCCCCAGAGCCUGCCGCAGCCGGGGCUCGGCCGCGGGAGCGCAGCGCCUUGCCGCCUGCUCCCAGCCAAGCCGGGGGGGAACCGCGGUCCCGGCGCAGCACAGCAGCAGCAGGAGACCGGCACCGACGCACGGGUGCUGCACCAGCCUGGCAGCCAGGCCAGUGCUGGCGGCGCAACCGGCUGCAGCUGCUGGGGCCGGACAGACCUUCCUCUGGAAGAACAGCAGAAGAAAAGAAAAGAAAAAAAAAAAAUAUAUAUAUAAUAUAUAUAAACCAACCAAACCCUCCUCCCCCCCCAAAAAAAAUGGUGCAAAGGUUUGGUUUUGCUCCCCUAGGCAAAGCCUAGACUCUCCCUAAUCCCCGCACGGGGGUAUUGCAGGGCGCUUUGGCGCUGGGAUGAGCUUCCGCAAGCACGGAGCCCGGCAGCACCUUCGGCAGCUGCCGGGGGCUGGCGAGGGGCCUGGUAAAGCUCGGUGCUGCAGCCUGACCCGGCUUCGCAGGCUCCCGCGGCGGGGAAGGUGCACGGGGGGAGGAAAGGGCCGGAGACGGGCGCCUGCACUGCCACAGACGAAGCGAGGGGAAAGGCUGACGCUCCUGCGGGCAGAGGAGCAGCGAGGCCGAAAGCCGGGGCGGGGGGGGGUGGCGCUAUGACUAUGGCAGGGAAAAAGAUGAAAAAUAAAAUAAAAAGCCACACUGUGCCUGCCAGCAUUGAACACAGCCCCUUAACUCAUGGUGAAGUCUCCAGUGUCUUCAUGCCUUGAGACCGAGUGCAGAAUCCAUCUUUUUAAAUAACUAUUUCAGUUAUUGAUUGGUGUGAACUUUUGGAAAAAAAAGACAAAAAAAAAAAAAAAAAAAAAAAGGAAAAAGUAGUCCAGUUUGAAAAUAGUAGGGAUUAGUGUAAUAUUUCAGAACAACUUUCUGAAAUCCCGAUGUCUCUUCAGCUAUACACUGGAAUGCAUUAUACUACUUUAACGUGCUGUAUUUUUUAUUAUUGGAUACAUUUGAUUUUUUUUUCAAGUACAUCUCUCUAUAUAAAUAUAUAAAGCAACGUGCACUGUAAUAAAAGCUAAGUUGAAACCUU
Rhea pennata is the source of this 2843-nucleotide messenger RNA. RefSeq names its product alpha-1,3-mannosyl-glycoprotein 4-beta-N-acetylglucosaminyltransferase B (gene MGAT4B). The transcript has 15 exons. Gene Ontology annotation, cellular component: Golgi stack; endoplasmic reticulum-Golgi intermediate compartment; endoplasmic reticulum. NCBI's taxonomy places the organism in Eukaryota, Metazoa, Chordata, Aves, Rheiformes, Rheidae. The record is from RefSeq and is a predicted model, not a curated record. The coding region runs from base 54 to 1694 and encodes 546 amino acids. Gene Ontology annotation, molecular function: acetylglucosaminyltransferase activity. Gene Ontology annotation, biological process: protein N-linked glycosylation.